UAGAAUAUAAUAUAAACCGCAUAAUAUAACGCCUUUUCAUAGCUUGGUUUCAAAAUGUUGGUUCGAGUAAAAGGCAGCGGCAAUUCAAGGCCCAAAGUGGGGCAGCGAACCGCCGAGACAAGCCCGGUUCAUUAGUCUCAGCCGCCAUUAAUUUGCUUGCUGAACUUUUUUUUCCUGAAUUUUUUGAUAGCCAAACGCCGAAGGGAGACUAUAUAUUGAACUAGUUGGGAAAUUCCAGUCUCUGGGAAGCUCAAUUUGAUGAUGUUGUCGAAAGCUGAAGCUAGGAAGAAGAAUGGUGGGAAUUCGAGUAAUGGGAAGUUAUUGAAUGAAAUUGAAACUAUGAGCAAAGCUUUGUAUUUAGACAAGAACCGUUCAAGCAAUUCAUUUUCCGCUUUUAAUUCUCGGUCUAAACCAACCCGGAAAACCAAUUUGCCGGAACCGAAAUCAACCGUGAAAAAUAGUAAUGAGGACCCUCUGCUUAAAGAGAAGAAAUCUGUUUGGAAUUGGAAGCCUUUGAAAGUGUUUUCAAAUGUUCGGAACCGGAGGUUUAAUUGUUGUUUCUCACUUGAAGUACACUCCAUUGAGUGUUUACCAGUAAGUUUUAAUGAUCUUAGUCUAUUUGUGCAUUGGAAGAGGCGGGAUGGGGAUCUAACAACUCGUCCUUCUAAAGUUUUUAAUGGAACUGUGGAAUUCAGAGAGAAGUUGACGCAUACGUGUUCCAUAUAUGGUGUUCGAAGUGGCCUUUCGGCCAAGUAUGAGGCUAAGCAUUCCAUGCUUUUUGCAUCUGUGUUGGGAACACCAGACUUUGAUUUGGGGAAGCAUCGAGUUGACCUUACGCGGUUACUUCCACUUACAUUGGAAGAAUUAGAGGAAGAGAAGAGUACGGGGAAGUGGACGACAAGUUUUAAGUUAUCAGGGAAGGCCAAAGGUGCUACCAUGAAUGUUAGUUUUGGUUAUAUGGUUGUUGGGGAUAAUUCUGUGCUGCUCAAAAAUAAUCAGCAUCGUGCUGAGUUAUCACAUAUAAAGCAGAAUAAUCAGAGUACAGGAAAAGCCGUUGCUGGAUUUGAUCACGUUGACCUGGUCACAACGAGGUGUGUUGAGAGUCUUCCCAGUUUAGUUAACACCAGGCCUUUUGGCUCAUCUCCCGUUGUGGAAGAGAUAAAAGAUCUUCAUGAAGUUUUGUCUGUGCCAAAGUCAGAGCUCUAUGUUAAAAACACAGUAGACCAGAAGCUUGAUGAAGAAAAGCCUGAUGCUUCUGCUUCUUCCAAGCCUGAACCUGAUGUGUUAAAUGAACAUUUUGUGCCCAUCAGACCUCCAGCUUCCCUUGCAUCUGAAUCAAUUAACGAAUAUAUUGAAAAAGAAAAUGAAGAUAAUGACUUCUCUGUUGACAAAAAAGGGAUAGAGUUGUCUUCAGAAGAACAAGCUAGGUCGGAGGAAGUUACCUUCGUGGCUACUUUAGAAAACCCUCAAGUUGUUGAAAUUAAUCCUGGCAUGGGAGUAAAUUUUGAAGAAUGUUCUCAGCUUCAUCCCUCUAAUCAAGGAGAGGCUAGGUUGGAGGAAGGUACCCUCGUGGCUACUUUAUCAACCGUAGAAAACCCUCAAGUUGUUGAAAUUAAUCCUGGCGUGGGAGAAAAUUUUGAAGAAUGUUCUCAGCUUCAUCCCUCUAAUCAAGGAGAGGCUAGGUCGGAGGAAGUUUCCCUUGCGGCUACUUUAUCAACCGUAGAAACCCCACAAGUUGAUGAAAUUAAUCCUGGCGUGGGAGAAAAUUUUGAAGAAUGUUCUCAGCUUCAUCCCUCUAAUCAAGGAGAGGCUAGGUCGGAGGAAGUUUCCCUUGCGGCUACUUUAUCAACCGUAGAAACCCCACAAGUUGAUGAAAUUAAUCCUGGUGUGGGAGAAAAUUUUGAAGAAUGUUCUCAGCUUCAUAUCUCUAAUCAAGGAGAUAUGCUCGUGGUGCAAGAUCGCAGUUCCGAAGAGGAUGAACAGUGCUCAAAUGAAUCGCUGAUGAGAGAAUUGGAUUUAGCUUUAGAUGGUGUUACAAAUUUGGGGGAAGCAUUAGCUUCUUCUCCUGGCCUUGAAGAUCCAGAGGACUACAUGGAUAAUAAAGGUGAUUAUAAGGCGAAAUCACUUGGCUUGGAUGAAGCUACUGAAUCUGUCGCAACUGAUUUCUUGAAUAUGCUCGGUAUUGAUCAUAGUCUACUUGGCUUGAGUUCUGAGAGUGAACCUGAGUCACCAAGGGAGCGUUUAUUAAGGCAAUUUGAGAAGGAUACCCUAGCCAGCGGUUGCUCAUUAUUUGAUUUUGACAUGGCUGAUGAAGAGGAACUAGAAUGUGGUUUCGACACCUCAACUGCAUCUGGUUGGGGGAGCUUGACCGAGAGUUUUGAUUUAUCAUCUUUUAUCCAAGAUGCUGAGCAAGAAUAUCAGAAGGAAACUGGUGGGAGGAAUAAAACGAGAGCUAAAGUGUUGGAAGACUUGGAGUCUGAAGCGUUAAUGCGUGAGUGGGGAUUGAAUGAGAAGGCUUUUCAGCAAUCUCGAUCUGGGUCUUCUGUUGGGUUUGGGAGUCCAGGAGAUUUGCCUCCUGAAGAUCCACUUGAACUGCCUCCUCUCGGAGAUGGUUUAGGUCCAUUUCUUCAGACAAAGAACGGAGGAUUUUUGCGAUCUAUGAAUCCCUCACUUUUCCGGGAUGCUAAAAGUGGUGGGAACCUGAUCAUGCAGGUGUCUAAUCCGGUUGUAGUACCUGCAGAAAUGGGUUCUGGUAUAAUGGAUAUACUUCAGCAACUGGCCUCAGUUGGGAUUGAGAAGCUCUCUAUGCAGGCAAAUAAGUUGAUGCCUUUGGAGGAUAUUACCGGUAAAACUAUGGAACAAGUUGCAUGGGAAGCUGCUCCUGCUCUGGAGGGACCGGAGAGGCAAUGUUCGUUGCAGCAUGACUUUGAAGUUGGGGAAGAUAUGUCUAGCAGGCAAAAGAAAGUUAAAAGAAGAUCAACUCGACCCAGCUCUAGCGAUCUUAAUUCAACCUCUGUCAAUGAGAUGGGGUCAGAUUAUGUAGCCCUUGAAGAUCUUGCUCCAUUGGCAAUGGAUAAGAUUGAAGCUCUCUCAAUGGAAGGGUUGAGAAUUCAGUCAGGCAUGUCAGAUGAGGAUGCACCUUCAAACAUCAGUGCACGGUCUUUUGGGGAAAUUUCAGCCCUUCAAGGCAAGGGGUUUGGUAUUAGUGGGUCCCUUGGUCUGGAUGGAACUGCCGGGUUGCAAUUGUUGGAUAUAAAAGACAGCGGUGAUAAUGUCGAUGGAUUAAUGGGUCUGUCACUAACUCUUGAUGAAUGGAUGAGACUUGAUUCCGGGGAUAUUGACGAUGAAGAUCAAAUAAGCGAGCGAACUUCUAAAAUCCUUGCUGCUCAUCAUGCUACAUCAUUGGACUCAAUUCGCAGAGGGUCAAAGGGAGAGAAAAAACGGGGUAAAAAGUGUGGUUUGUUAGGGAAUAACUUCACAGUGGCAUUGAUGGUGCAACUUCGCGAUACCAUGAGAAACUACGAGCCAGUUGGUGCACCAAUGCUUGCUCUUAUUCAAGUGGAGAGAGUGUUUGUCCCACCAAAACCAAAGAUAUAUGCUACUGUUUCGGCUUUGAGCAACGACAAUCAAGAUGAUGAUGACUCGGAGGCCGCCACCAAAGAGAAGGUGAAACCUGAGGAGAUGAAAGAAGAAAAAGCUUCCCAAGAGGAAGGUAUUCCUCAAUACAGAAUCACCGAUGUUCAUGUUGCAGGUUUGAAGACCGAGCCCAGCAAGAAAAAACUUUGGGGUAGCACGACCCAACAACAAUCCGGUUCUCGAUGGUUGCUGGCCAAUGGAAUGGGAAAGAGCAAUAAGCAUCCAUUAUUGAAAUCCAAGCCUGGUUUUAAAUCUUCAACCCCCUCAACAACAAAGGUUCAACCAGGUGACACUUUGUGGAGCAUCUCGUCUCGUAUUCACGGUACCGGGGCUAAAUGGAAAGAAUUGGCAGCCCUUAAUCCUCAUAUUCGAAACCCUAACGUUAUAUUACCCAAUGAAACUAUCAGAUAUCGAUAAGUAGUAUAUGCAUUGGAAUCUGCUUUGAGAUUAUUACAGUGUUGAUGAGUUCUGCUUGCAGAGAUUUUUCGUGCAUUUUGUUUGAAUGUAUCCAUUCGUGCAACUCAAAAAGUCAAAAACAAAGCAAAGAUAAGCUUUACAUUUUCCUCUCUCUUUUCUAAAUAUAGUCUCAUUUGAAAA
This is a messenger RNA of Gossypium arboreum, 4233 nucleotides long. RefSeq names its product protein PLASTID MOVEMENT IMPAIRED 1-RELATED 1. The transcript has 4 exons. Bases 259 to 4053 code for a protein of 1264 amino acids. The record is from RefSeq and is a predicted model, not a curated record. NCBI's taxonomy places the organism in Eukaryota, Viridiplantae, Streptophyta, Magnoliopsida, Malvales, Malvaceae.